Amphimedon queenslandica is the source of this 1888-nucleotide messenger RNA. RefSeq lists its product as uncharacterized. The transcript is spliced from 10 exons. The coding region runs from base 43 to 1704 and encodes 553 amino acids. The record is from RefSeq and is a predicted model, not a curated record. NCBI's taxonomy places the organism in Eukaryota, Metazoa, Porifera, Demospongiae, Haplosclerida, Niphatidae.
UUUAACCCAUUCAAAUCCAGCCCCACCUCCUUUUUAGCAAAAAUGGCCUCAAAAUGGAAGGAGGUGAGAAAUGAUCUGGAGAAAAGCAUAGAGCUUAAGAGGUUUGUUGAGCACAUCACGCUUGCUAUUAGAGAACAAUUGGACUCGUCUAAUGCUACUGGCGAGAGCUUAUCUAAGCUUAUUGAGGAGAAAAUACAAGAAACACUAACUGGAGGAGAGGUUGUGUACACUGCACUGCAGGAUAAAGUAGCUCAUGAAGUUAAGUCACACUUCUUAGACGGCAAAACUUCCAAGAAAGAUGCAAUACUUCAAACUGCUGCUGACAUGCUUGUGGAGAAUCCUUCACUAAGAUCUAUGUUAACUGUGUUUGUAAACACCCCACUACACGUACCACUGAGAAAAGCAUUGUGGAGUAUUAUAUUAAAAGAUCAGACUUCAAGAGAGCAGUUUUUGAUGAUCAAUGAAGGAAUGGAAAGAAAGAAAUCGUUAUUUGAUCCUGAGCUGUUGUCAAGAUGUGCUAGUAUUCUGGAAGGGAAAUGCUUAGCAGAGUUUUCGAAACACAAGCAGUUGUCAUAUGAGUAUUGUGCUAUUUUAAGUUUUUGGAAGGAUAAGUCAAAAGCUGAACUGACCACAGCAACCUGCUUGCUCUGUCUUCCAUUUCUCAAUUUAUUCAAAGAUGAACUUCGCCAAUCAUCUAAGGAAGUUAAUUGGCCAAUAGUCGCUGCUGUUGCAGAAAUGUUCACAUCUUACAUGCGAAUAUUGCCGCUAAACAUGAGGAAUGUUAGGCAGAGCUCUCAGUCAUUGCGAGCUCUUGAAGCAUUGUGCAAGGAAGUAGAAGGCGACUUGGAUCCUAUACUGGUUAAUCAUCUGAGGGAGAUUUUUGUAUCUCGAUCUGGCAAAAAUACAAAAGAGGCUUUUCACUAUCAUCUUAGUAUUCUUCUUCAUGAGUUUCUGCAGAGAAUGUUCAUUGGAAUUCUUUCCAUUGAUGUUGUGUCUUAUAUGCUUGAUCAAUGCUUCAUGAUACUGGAAGUCCCCAACUGUUCAUUUAUGCAUUAUCUUGUUGCAUCAUGGCUUUGUUUGCUUGAAAAAAAGCUAAUCAAUUGUCAAACGGUAGAAAAGGUUUCAGAGACAUUGGCCAAAUAUUCUCUUAGUUUAACAGUUGCUGAUUUUCAGGGAGUGAUUAAAGAAAAAUAUCUUGCAAACAUUAUGUCUAAAGUUGAUGUUGUAAAACAUGAUCAUAGUACAAAGAAGCAAGUGGGACGAAAAGUCACUAGUAGAUCAAUCAAUUCACGUACCAGUUUCAAUGACAGUGAGAUUUCUGAGAGAGGGAGAUCAGCGCUUGAAACUCCUGUAAGCCAACAAGACAAAAGACAGAAGGAGAAAAAUGAAAUUGAGGCAGAAAAAUUGAAAUAUGAUACAGAUAUUGCAAAGCUUCAAGCAGAACUUGAAUUGUUAAAAAAGGCAGUGCAUGGACGAGUGUCUAUUAUAAAAAGAGCAGAGUCAUCAAUAGUUACAGAACCUCCUGAGUUACCUGCAUCAUUGCCUCCAUUAAAUAAUACAAACGAAGUAGAGUUGGAUCCUUACAAUAUAACAGAGUCAGAUGUUGCUAAUAUGUGGCUUGGAAUUAUGAGAAGAUUUACUGCUGCUAAAUAUUUAAUUUGCCAUGGGACUGAAGAAGAAAAGAAGCAACUGCAAAAUAUAUAGAUAUAUGUUUUUACACAUGAAAAGGACAUUAUUAAUUUUUUGUCAUUCAUUUUUAAUAUUGGCAACUAAAUCACUUUAUUAGAGUAAUUUAGUUAUUAUUAUUAUUAGAUUCUAUGUUUUUCAGUGAAAUUGUGCUCUAUUUAUUAUUAUUUUAUUUGUUGACAAUGUUGUACAACAAGAUUUA